AUGUGGGAGGAAGAGUACCCCAUAGGCCACCCCAUGGUGUACUUGGGUGACGAUUUGGAUUUAGACCCCGAGGAGAUUGCGGAUUGUAUUCUGGACGAAGAGUGGUUUGGCUUGGUCAAGUGUGACGUCGACCCUCCCCGCGGACUGUUCUUUCCCGUGCUUCCGCGCAUCGCCGACCACAAGCUGAUGUUCACGCUGUGCGCGGCCUGCUGCGACGAAAAGGACGUGGACGAGAACGGAGAGUGCACGCACACCCUAGAAGAGCGUCGCUUACGGCACGGCGUGUGGACGACCCCCGAGUUGAAGGAAGCGCUGAAUCAGGGGUACGACGUGGCGCAGGUGCACGAAGUGUGGCACUACCCCGAACGCAGCARCGACUUGUUUCGAUCGUACAUUCGUGACAAUCUGAAAAUGAAGAUGGAAGCCUCGGGGUGGCCGUCCGAUUGCGACACGGAAGACAAGAAGCGGGACUUCGUGCGGUCCGUGAAGGCCAGUCAGGGCAUCGAUCUUCAGUACGAAAACGUCGUAAGGAAUCCGGGGCUGCGCUCGGUGGCCAAGUUGAACCUCAAUUCGUUGUGGGGCAAGUUCGGACAAAAUCCGUUUCGCGGUAAGGUCGAGUACGUCACGGAACCUUGCCGCUUCUUCGAACUGCUGCACGACGAUACGGUCAACGUGAAGACGGUGCUGCUGCUGACGGGCGACAUGGUACAAGUCAACUACGACGUGCACCGCGAGUCCACGGUGUGCAACCCCAACGGCAACGUCGUCAUCCCUGCGUUCGUGACGGCCUGGGCCCGUUUGCGGUUGUACGACAAGCUGAGUGCUCUGGGGGACCGCGUGCUGUACCACGACACGGAUUCCAUCAUCUACAAGACGGUGCGGGAAGGCGACGAGGAACUGGACACGGGGGAUCAGCUGGGGCAGUGGUCGGACGAAUGCGGCGAUUCGGACGCCAACUGGAUCGUGGAAUACGUGUCCUUGGGCCCCAAGACGUACGCGUACCGUACCAAGAAGGGCGAGUGCGUCGUGAAGUGCAAGGGCAUCAGAUUGACCCCCUGCGCUAAAGAACUGGUCCACCUCAAGAGCAUGAAACGUCUGCUCGUCCAAGAGAACGAAAAGGUAACGGUGAGUUACCCGCGCAAGAUCGUGAGGGACAGCGCGCACAAGGUGCUGCGAACGGUACCCAUGGACAAGGACGUGCGCUUGGUCUAUACCAAACGACAACGUAUUGACCAAGGCCUGACCACGUUGCCUUAUGGUUAUUAA
Actinia tenebrosa (Australian red waratah sea anemone) is the source of this 1266-nucleotide messenger RNA. RefSeq lists its product as uncharacterized. Lineage: Eukaryota; Metazoa; Cnidaria; Anthozoa; Actiniaria; Actiniidae. The record is from RefSeq and is a predicted model, not a curated record.